Molecule: messenger RNA, 435 nt
Organism: Lottia gigantea (owl limpet)
Lineage: Eukaryota; Metazoa; Mollusca; Gastropoda; Lottiidae
Exons: 2
Coding region: 1-435 (144 amino acids)
Source: RefSeq, a predicted model, not a curated record
AUGGCAUGGAUUCCCCGAAUUAGAAAUGUUACAUGGCAAGAAAAUACAGAUUUAAAGAAGAGUCUAGUUACGUAUGUGGAGCAAAACUUAAAAUUGUGUGAAAUACUUGACUUCAUUGAAAGUGAAUAUCCUGACUAUGAAUGGAGUCAUCGUACGUUACAGAGAAGAAUGGCAUAUUUUAAUGUUAGGUAUGUGGACAGUAAUCUAGAUCUAGAACAUAUAGAAACAGCUGUUAAACAGGAAAUGUCUGGUCCAGGAAAACUUUUAGGUUAUCGUGCAAUGCACAAGAAGAUUCGUCUCAAUGCUCCACUGAACAUUGUAUACGAUAUGAUGGAAUAUAUUGAUCCUGAAGGUUUGAAAGUAAGAGGUGGUGUAGGGAAACCAAAGCGCCCACCUCGAAAUAAAUGGUUUAUUUCUGAGACUUACACAAGGUGA